CCGAUGCUGUACAGAUCUAGUCCCACCCAUCUUGGAGAAUGAGUCUUAAAGACUCAUCGUUAGAACCCUUCUCUUUUUCCACUACUUUUCGGAUUCACAUUUCAUUUGUUUUCCCCGCAGCAUUCGGCACGUGUUGUGGUAUACUUAUGAUUGCCGAUUUGUUUCAAGGGCAUUCGUCAUUUCUAGCUAGUACUGUGGGCACGUACUUGCUAGCACUCUUCUGUGAGACAAACACAAUUGUCUGGCCAAUUCUGUGCCUGACACUUACCUGGACUAGUACUGGAGUGGCAUCAUACAGUGAGUCAUGAAACGUAACACAACUCGAUACCGAGGUCCCGAGGAAUCCAUGUCGAGUCUGACAAUAACAGUGAAAAGGCAGCGAACAUCGUUACAUGUAAGCGCACAUACUAGCACAUACUAGAUCUGACCCUUGAAAAUUGAACGAUUGGAUUCCGGAGAGCCCCGCUGUUCCUA
This is a messenger RNA of Suillus plorans, 474 nucleotides long. RefSeq lists its product as uncharacterized. The record is from RefSeq and is a predicted model, not a curated record. Bases 39 to 308 code for a protein of 89 amino acids. The transcript is spliced from 3 exons. Lineage: Eukaryota; Fungi; Basidiomycota; Agaricomycetes; Boletales; Suillaceae.